AUAUAUAUAUAUAUAUAAAUUUUAAAACAUAUUUUGUGUUAAAAUGCUUGGUUAUGUUAGCAAUUUGCUCGUGUCGUUUUGACUUUUUUUGAUUUGAUUUUUAACAAUCAUGAAAUGAUGUAUUCAUCCGGAAAUAAAGAAGUAUAAUCAUAAUAUUCGUUUUCAGACCUCUGUCGCCCUUAGUCGUGAAACAGAGGAACUGUAUUAAUUUUAUAUAAUUUAUUCUAUUAUAAUUCUAAAACAGGAUGGGUAUCCCAGGCUUAACAACUUUCAUCGAAAAUCGAGCAGAUUUGUACAUGGAUGACUGCAAACUUCACGACACAAACCUUGUUAUAGAUGGAAACUCUUUAGCAUGUCAAAUAUACCAGCAGUGUGGCUCAAACAUGUGUUUUGGUGGAGAUUAUGAUAAGUAUGGAAACAUCCUUAUGAUGUUCUUUGAGGCCCUCUUUAAAUGUAAAAUCACACCUUAUAUAGUGUUUGAUGGUGGUUAUGAAACAAGAAAGAUGAAGACUAUUAUUGUGCGUAUGAAGAACAGAAUACAGGCUGCAGAAAAGAUGAGCAAAAUGUAUAAUCACCAUGCUAGUGUUUUCCCACUGUUUAUUCGUGAAACACUAAGAGAUAUUGGACUCAAAUGGGAAGUUAACAUGGUACAGUGUGAUUUUGAAGGUGAUACAGAUAUAGCUAAUAUUGCACGAAGAUUGGGAUGCCCUGUACUUAGUUAUGAUUCUGAUUUUUAUAUUUUUGAUGGAUUAUAUAUACCGUUCUCAAGACUUGAUAUGACUGUAAGAAGAAAUGUUGAUUUGACCACAAAAAUGCAAUAUAACUUCCUGAACUGCAAAAUAUAUAAUGUAGAUAAGUUCUUAUGCUCAUAUGGAAGAGUGGAUAAAAGCAACUUGCCUCUACUAGCAGUGCUCUUAGGCAAUGACUAUGUAAAAAGAAGCACAUUUUCAAUGUUUUAUCAGAACUUGAAAACCCAAAGUUGUCAUGGAAGGCACAAGAGUGAAUCACAAAAUCGUAUAAAGUCUGUAUUAGUUUGGCUUGAAAAUGAAACUAGAGAAAGUGCUAUCAUCAAGGUGCUUGGCAGAUAUAAGAAAGAGAAGAGGCAGAGAAUAUUAGAUAAUAUAAAUAAUGCCAUCAAAGGAUAUAAUUGUUUUGAUAGCAUAUAUUUGAAGUAUUUAGAUUUGCCCUGAAAUGGUACCAGAGGACCAUCUACAGGUUAGCUACAGAGCAGUGUUACCAGGAAUUUCCCCACCAGAUGUCAAAUCCAAGGAAGAAUGCAUUGACUUCGAUAAAUUGGGGGACAUUGAAGAACCCUCAGAACCUGAAGAAGAUAAUGAAAAGCAUUCUGAAAGUGAUUGUGAUCAAGAAAUAAUUUUCCCCGAAGACCAAGAGGAUUCAACAUUACCUACUGUAUUCAAAGAAAAUUUUAGAAAAUGUCUAUAUCCUCCAUGUUUUAUGGAUAUAUUUUUCAGACAUAAAUAUUAUUGUAUAGCGCAAGUUGAAGAAGUAUCUGCAGAAAAUGCAUAUAUCGUUAGUUUUGAUAUAAUCGCAGCAAUUUUCAAAAUUUUAACUGGCCUAUGUGAAGGUUUAUCUUGUGUAGGUAGGGUGGGCAGUAAAGUAGGUAAAAUGGAUGUCCCUACAUACCAUGAUCCUUUACCAACUUUGGAAGAAAUCGAAACUAUGGAUUCUGAAGAAAGACUGAAGGUUUUUUUCAAAAUAUUGAAAUUAGAUUAUUCUUUCAAAACUCAUCUAUCUUCAUUUCCAUACUCAUGGCACCUUUAUAUCCUUGCCAUCAAAUAUGCCAUAGAUAGGUCUAAACUGAGCUGGCCUCUGAUAUAUGCUCUAAUUGUUUCAAAAAUUAUUCUUAGCUGUAUAGACUACAGAACUGGGUUUAUAAGAUCUGUAGCAACUUUCAUGAAAAAGCAUGCUGCAAAAUUGAGCAUGCCUUUAGAAAAUAGAGAUAUGGCUAUUGAUCCUAAAGAUGUUUCAGAUUGUUUAAAUCAAUUAUCAACUAUGGACGCAAUACAUUGUAUGAACAGUUUGUUACAAUAUUUCCAAAAAGACCAGAAAGUUGCAUCAAGCAGCAAAUUCUUUGAUAGAAGAUCAGUCCACUCAAUAUCCGAGUUUCAGAGUAUUCUUUUACACCUAAAAUAUCUGAAUAAUCUUUUGAAACAGCCAUUUCACGAUUUUAGCGUUUCUAGUUGUUUAAAUUGUACUUUUGUUUACAAUUUUACAGCGAAUUUAUCAAAACGCACAAAUAUUGAAACUUAUCUUGAUGGUCUGUUGUGCAAAGCACCCACUGUUCUAAAUACACUUCAUGUGAUCAUUAAUUCAAUUAAGGAAUUUUCUUGUGUUACUGUUGAAAAUACUAAUCCACCACCAAAAAAACGUAAAAAGAAGAAGAAAUCAACAUCUACUGUAAUUCCUGAUGAACAUUCUAAUAAUGAUUCAGAAGGAGAACCCUGGGUAGACUCGAACAACAAGUUUUCUUUAUUAAAAUCAUGAAGUUGGCACUUCCCUCCAAAUAAUCUGUAAUCCAAACUGGAUGAAAAGUUUGACGACUGCAUAAUUCUUUAAUUUGCUUAAUAUAAUGUCCGUCACUAUUUGCUGAUUCAUCUAAAACAAACGAGUUCUACUAGUCUCAAAAUUAAGUAUAAUAUGUCUUUUGUAUUUGCAAUUUCAUCCGUUUUUUUCAUUCGUAUUAGGUACAAAAAUAAUACAAUUUAUAAGAUCAUAAUUAAUUUCCUAUCUGAAUAUAAGAAUAUAUUUUAUGUUUCGAAGUUGUCAUAUAGUGUUUGACACUCAUAAGCUUGAAGUGAUUCUAUUUUUGUAUGAUAAUAUUCGUAAUUUUUAUGAUAAUCUAUAAAUGGGUUGAUUUUUGUUACUAGUUUUAUUUUAUCUGUACGUAUUUAAACAGAUUAGUUAUAAAAUUGUAUUUUAUUUUAAGAGCCCUUUUUUUGUAUCAUGUUUUUGUUUUGCAAAUAAACUUGGUAAAACACUUUUUUGUUAUUGAAUCUCUUCAAAAAUAAAAUAUAUACUGCGAAGUGUUCGUGAAAUAAACUUCAUAUGUGGAAUGCGGUUUUAUUCCAGUAAUUUGCAUAUUGGAUGCCAUUAUAAAAUUCUAUUGGCCCAUCUCUAAUCUUGUGUACAAUAGUGCUCAAGUGGCAACACUGCAAUAAGCACCGUAUGUCUGUCACGUCAAUUGUUAUCCAGAAGUAGGCGGGUGGGUGGUCCGGUGGUAUGAUUCAUUCUGCGAUAUAUGUAUCUGUAUAUAUUUUUUGGGUAACACUAUUUGAGGAGCAGACUUGCAAAUUGCAUUUUGUCCAUUUUUACCAAUUUUCAGAAGGAGCAAACAACUAGCACAGAAAAACUAACCACAAGAGAAAAUACUUCCGGGAUAAUAUAAGGUUGUCAGGUGCAUGGACUUCCAUCACAAGUUUUGGUACAAGAAAGUCGAAAAACAACUUGAAAAAAUAAAAAAAAAUUUUUUGGACGGAAUGCACCUUGAUUGCCUCUGGUGGACAAAAUGCAAUUUGAACGUCAUUGUCAAGCUAACAAAAAUAAAAAAUUGUGUUUUAUUUAAAAAAAGGUUUAUAUUCAAGCAUUAUAAUGAAAUAAAACAAAAUUUGUAAGUAUUAUAAUAAUA
Molecule: messenger RNA, 3646 nt
Organism: Acanthoscelides obtectus
Lineage: Eukaryota; Metazoa; Arthropoda; Insecta; Coleoptera; Chrysomelidae
Source: the annotation of a GenBank genome assembly